Molecule: messenger RNA, 879 nt
Organism: Saprolegnia parasitica CBS 223.65
Lineage: Eukaryota; Oomycota; Saprolegniomycetes; Saprolegniales; Saprolegniaceae
Exons: 4
Coding region: 1-726 (241 amino acids)
Source: RefSeq, a predicted model, not a curated record
AUGGCCGCGUCGACGCAUCCGACAGGCACCCUCUCGGCCGCGCGGCUCUUUAUGAUGCCCCGUCGGUCCGAGCCCCAGUUGCCGCUGCAUAUGAACCCGCCACGGCUGCGGGCCGCGACCACGACAGCGUACCGCUCGCUGCCGCCGCACCUCGAGGAGCCGCGGCUGCGCCUCGCGCCACUCAAGCGCACGAGCGGUCUCAAGCCGCCGGCGGCGCUCGAGGACGAUGACGACGUGCCGCCCGAGCUCGUCGAGCACAUGUUUGCAAUCACGCCUCCGUCGACGCCAGCACUAGACGAUGACGACGACUUUCGACGUACAAUCUCGCCGAUCGCGGUCAUUGAACCGGCGGCGUCGCGCCAGCUCACGCUGCUCGAGAGCCUCAUGUCGCUCGCGCAUCGGCUCGGCGUCUUCAUCUUCGUCGACAUGGUGGACCAUUCUCCUCCAAUUCCCCUCGCAUGUGUUGUCGGCUUAUCGGGAUGGAUGGUGCGUAGACGGUCAAGCUCGUCAUGUUCCUCGUCUUCAUGUCGUACGAAGAUCCGCUGCGCAUGGUCAUCUCGAUCGUUGGCUACUCGAUUGUGUUCAACUUUAGCCCCAAACAAUACUUUGUGUUUGCGACGCUGUGUGCAAUCGACAGCCUCCUCGUCGUGUACCUCUGGAACAACAACCCAGAGAAGGACGUGUACCGUAAAGCCCUCAGCGGCCUCGACAUCGCCGUCAUCAUGAUCGAACUCAUGUUUACCAUGCGCCUCUUGGCCAUCACCCACCGCCUCAGCGACGAAGAACUCCAGCAGCUCCAUGAACGAUGAGAAGCCAAUACGACGACCCGACUAUUUAUCCCAAUGCAUAUCCUCAUCCUCAUCGUCGCCAGCACGUUAC